Molecule: messenger RNA, 260 nt
Organism: Priapulus caudatus
Lineage: Eukaryota; Metazoa; Priapulida; Priapulimorpha; Priapulimorphida; Priapulidae
Product: ETS homologous factor-like
Exons: 2
Biological process (GO): cell differentiation; regulation of transcription by RNA polymerase II
Cellular component (GO): nucleus
Molecular function (GO): sequence-specific DNA binding; DNA-binding transcription factor activity, RNA polymerase II-specific
Source: RefSeq, a predicted model, not a curated record
CAGGGCGACGCCAGCGCACCGUACGGCAAAAAACAUUACGGUCGAGUGCGAGACAACGUCAAAAAAGGCAACCAGAAGAAGGUGGUGCUAUGGGAGUUCAUCCGCGGGCUUCUGCUGAACGGUAACACUACCAUCAUCAAGUGGGAGAACAAGCAGGAGGGAGUGUUUCGCAUCAUCAACUCGCAGAAGGUCGCACAGCUGUGGGGCAAACACAAGCAAAACCCAGCGAUGAACUACGACAAGCUGGCACGUGCCAUGAG